GUGUUGUUGUUGUUGAUGUUGAUGGUGUUGUUGAUGUUGAUGUUGCUGAUGCAGGUGGGGGUGAACAUCACCCUCACUAGCUUCUCGCUGACCAAGGUGUUGGCUCUGAGCGCCUUCCACAUUGCACACAAUGCCUCAGCGCUGAACAUCGAACUGAGGGAGCUUGGAAGCCACAGAUGGACGUUCCUCUCUCCUGGGGAGCGUGCACCGCUUUGGCCAGAGUGUACCAGCGGGAGAAUGUGCUUGCGAGUGGCCGGCUCUGAGUUGGAGUCGGCAGACUUCCUCUACACGCUACCUCAACCUCACACCGCACUGCAGCUGCAGGAUGAGCCCUUUGCGCUGUGCGUGGAGGUGAGCGUUGUGGAGAGCUGUGCGCUGGUGAGGGUGAGCGACUACACAAGAGGCACCGCUCCCGUGCUGAUCAUCAACCACACAGAGUCACUGGCGCUCACCUACUCUCAGGGGUGA
Petromyzon marinus (sea lamprey) is the source of this 468-nucleotide messenger RNA. Lineage: Eukaryota; Metazoa; Chordata; Hyperoartia; Petromyzontiformes; Petromyzontidae. The record is from RefSeq and is a predicted model, not a curated record.